Messenger RNA from Penicilliopsis zonata CBS 506.65, 1071 nucleotides. RefSeq lists its product as hypothetical. Bases 1 to 1071 code for a protein of 356 amino acids. The transcript has a single exon. The record is from RefSeq and is a predicted model, not a curated record. Gene Ontology annotation, molecular function: oxidoreductase activity. Lineage: Eukaryota; Fungi; Ascomycota; Eurotiomycetes; Eurotiales; Aspergillaceae.
AUGGAGCCUCAGAAGCUGUACGUGACGUCCGCCAACGCAAGAACCUUCGUGCACUCAGUCCUCAUCGCCAACGGGGUCUCCUCCGAGCACGCCACGAUCGUCGCCGACAGUCUCGUUCUGGCCGACCUGCGCGGCGUCGACAGCCACGGCAUUAACCGGCUCCCCUCGUACAUGGCGCGGAUCCGCCAAGGGGUUCUAGCAGCCACGGCAACCCCGACACUGACGCAAGUGACGCCCGUGGUCGCCCAGGUCGACGGACAGAACGGGUUCGGCUUCGUGGCGGCGCAGCGCGGGAUGGCGCGCGCGAUCGAGAUGGCCGCGGAGUUUGGCAUCGGCUUCGUCUCGGUGAAACACUCGAACCAUUUCGGCAUGUCGGCGUGGGUGGUGCAGCAGGCCCUCGACGCCGGGAUGAUGAGCCUGGUCUUCACCAACUCCUCGCCCGCUCUCCCGGUCUGGGGCGGGCGCGAGAAGCUGAUGGGCGUGUCGCCCAUCGCCUGUGGAGCGCCUGCGGGCGUCGAACGCCCCUUCAUCCUCGACAUGGCGCCCUCCGUGGCCGCGCGAGGCAAGAUCUACAAGGCCGCUCGGAGGGGCCAGUCCAUCCCGUCGGACUGGGCGCUGGACGCUGCAGGACAUCCCACCACGGACCCGGAGCAGGCCCUACAGGGUGUGAUGCUGCCCAUGGGUGGUCCCAAGGGCUCCGCGCUGGCCGUCAUGAUGGACGUCUUCUCGGGCGUGCUGUCUGGGUCUGCGUUUGCAGGCCACGUCACGAACCCGUACGAUCCCUCGCGUCCCGCGGACGUCGGCCAUUUUCUCGUCGCCAUCAAGCCCGACCUGUUCAUGUCGCUGGAGGAUUUCAAGGCCCGCAUGGACUAUCUCUACCGGCGUGUCGUCGGCUGUGACCGCAUGCAGGACGUCGAUCGGAUCUAUUUUCCUGGCGAGAUCGAGCAGACAGUCCAUGAUGAGCGGCUGCGUACAGGGAUCCCUUACGUCCAGGCGGAGAUUGAUGCCUUGAAUGCCGAAGCGGAACGUGUUGGCGUCGACAAGAUUAUCGUUUCGGAAUUGGGUAGAUAG